Colletotrichum graminicola M1.001 is the source of this 996-nucleotide messenger RNA. Its product is annotated as pfs domain-containing protein. The record is from RefSeq and is a predicted model, not a curated record. Gene Ontology annotation, molecular function: catalytic activity. The transcript is spliced from 2 exons. The coding region runs from base 1 to 996 and encodes 331 amino acids. Gene Ontology annotation, biological process: nucleoside metabolic process. Lineage: Eukaryota; Fungi; Ascomycota; Sordariomycetes; Glomerellales; Glomerellaceae.
AUGUGUGAUGAAGCCAGAACACCCGAGACGCACGAGGAAUACACCCUCGUGGUGGUGUGUGCCAUGAGCUUCGAGAUGAGUGCUGUUCGCUUCAUGCUGGACCGGCAGCAUCCCCGUCUGCGGGCGAAGGACGGGGACUCUAACAUGUACGUCGUCGGCGAGCUCAGCGGCCACAACGUCGUCCUCGCAUGCCUCCCCGGCAACGACAGGCACGACAUCCGCCUGGGCGAUGUUGUCGUGAGCAUGCCCGAGGGGCAGUCUGGCGGUGUCGUGCAGUGCGAUCUGGGCAAGGACACCGACGCCGGGUUCGUGCUCAAGGGUUCGUUGUGGCCGCCGCCGUCUCUGUUAAGGAGCGCCGUGGAGAUGAUGCGGUCCGACCAUCUGGUCAGCGACAACAAGAUCCAAGACUUUGUGACGGCGAUGCUCCAAAAGGGACCACGUCUCGCCGCCUACCAACGACCAUCCCAUGAAUCCGACAUCCUGUUCAGCGAAGACUAUAUACACGACACCAGCAGCGCUUCAUGUGCGAGCUGUGACAGAUCUAAUGUAGUAGAGAGAGCACCGCGUCAGCCAGAGGGCUCCGUGAUCCACUACGGCCUGAUUGCCUCGGGCGACAGCGUGCUGAAAAGCUCGGCAAAGAGGAGUGUGGCUGUGCGCAGCUUGGGUGACGUGCUCUGCUUCGAGAUGGAGGCCGCGGGGAUCAUGUCCGAGUUCUCCUGCAUUGUCAUCCGCGGCAUCUCCGAUUACGCGGAUUCCCACAAGAACGACGCCUGGCACUACUUCGCCGCCGCUGCCGCCGCCGCUUGCACCAAGGAACUGCUCACUUACGUGGAUUCUUCGAAGGCACCGUCGAUGUCCGCCGUGCCGACACCUUCCGUCAACGAAGCAUCGAAUCUCAGUAGAGGGACCGGCGGUGGCCAUCGUUUCUAUGGCACAGGCAUCCAGCAUUCCGGCUCCGGGAACUUCUCAGUCGGGAACGAUCUGCACAUUAGGUGA